UAUACAACUGCGGUGAUUACUGUGACGUCAGCUCCUGUACCCCGUUCACUCGGGUGUAUACGUUAUAUAUAAACACCGGUGGCACAGAUAGUUUAUUCACAGAACUUGCAAAAGCAUAAUUAAUAUUGCUGGUGUAGCAUGGUAUAUGCUGGGAUUAUAGCAAAGCCAAAAUAAACAACGAGAGAGUUAAACCGCAGCAAGUGCGCGCUCUUGGAGAUUGAACACAGUUGUAGUUAUGACACAAUGGAGGAAUGCAAUAUUAUUCUUCUUUCUUACCGGAUUAUCCUCGUUUUCAAUUGCAAGGUACAUACCAUCCGUCCAUGUAAAUGUAAGAAGUGAGAUGCCCACGGCCAGAAUUAUCGUCACAGUUUUGAGAAAGCGCGCCAAAUACUGGGAUCCUUGGCAGGUUAACAAUCGUAUCUGUCCGCCAUCCCUGUGCUAUAUGAGAGAGAACAAGCGAGUGAAACCCAGAGGAACAGGUAGCAGUGUAUUCUACAAUGGUGACAUUGUUCUGGACAAAAAGGCCGCGGACAUGAUGUACGGAACAACCUCAAGACGCCGAAAACGGGCAACUACCCGGAUGAAAGAACGACUGUGGAAAAACGGUGUUGUGUAUUACCAGUUUGACCCGUCUCUCUCUAGGUUAGCUAGGAAGGCGGUCAAACAGGCCAUGGAACACAUCUCUAACAAAACGUGUAUAGUGUUUAAAAAGAAACGGAAGAAAAAUCCGGACUACGUUCGAUUUAUAAGCGAACCAGGGUGCUGGUCGAAUGUGGGGCGAGUUGGAGGUUUACAGAAUUUGAGUUUAGGAAACGGAUGUGAAAGGAUGGGAACUGCAGUGCACGAGAUUGGGCACGCGUUGGGAUUCUGGCACGAGCAGGCCCGCUAUGAUAGAGAUAAAUACGUGGAAGUGACCUUAGACAACGUAUCCCCUCGCUACGUGGACGACUUCGCCAAAAUUAACAAGUCCAUAGCCGACACACGGGGUUUCGCCUAUGACUAUUCCAGCAUUAUGCAUUACAGCGAGAGAACAUUCACUAACAAUGGCCUCAAAACCAUAAAGGUUAUCGGGAUAGGAAAAGAGUUAGCUCUCAGAAUCGGACAAAGAGAUGCUCUAAGCAAUAUCGAUAUUGCGCAGCUGCGGGACAUGUAUUUCUGCAACAGGAAGGAAGACAACCAACAGACCAUUUGCCCAAAAGACUGGAUAAAAUUCAAGCGAAGCUGUUAUCAGUUUGUACGGAACCCUAAGCUACAGUAUGCAGCAGCACAGAAACACUGCAAUGACACCUUCAGCAGACUAGUCCAUAUCAAUAACGCAAACGAGAACAGAUUUCUCAACAAGUACCUUAAAACCAACUUCAAUACCUCAAAAACAUGGCGGACAGGUGCGCGUCAGGUCAACGAUACAUUUGUGUGGGACAAUGGAGAAGAUCGGAAGUCAGUUCCGAUGACGUUUACUGCGUGGGAUAAAGGGCCUCCCGAAGGAUUUUCUACGAUGGUUCUGGGACGCGAUAAAACCACGGAUGACUUUUCAUGGGAAGGGGCAUGGAGCGGAUCAGCGUCACAAUUGCCAAACUAUACGUUCCCAUUUAUAUGUGAGAGAAAAGCAAGGCGGAAGUGUCUACCUCUAGAGUUCAAAGACGGGAGGGAUUAUCGCGGCAAUCUCGCUCAUACUGUGUCAGGGAUCACGUGUCAGAACUGGGUAUCUAAGUACCCGCACCGUCACAAUCUCCUUGCUGCGAUCACGUCCGAAGUGAACCCAGACGGACUAGCCGAUCACAACUUUUGCAGAAAUCCUUUCAGAGAGCGACGGAAAAGACCUUGGUGUUAUACCACGAAAAAAAAAGUAGAAUGGGAGUAUUGUGACGUCACUGCCUGUAAAGGCUCCUUAAAUACUACUCUGGACGAGAAAGAAAAAGAAGAAAAGGAGACUAAAAAACUUGUCUCAAAUCAAAAUAAUACAAACUAUGUUGAAACUCUCGAAGAAUACUCAAAUAGUAUAUCAGAAAUAGUUAGUGGACAACCCUAGUUUUUGAAUUUCAAUUUUCAUGUACAUGUAUUACAUGGGUUUUCUCAAAAUAGCGGAGUCAGAACACAUAACUAGAACUAUGUUCACUGCAUUUUUAUUAGACUUCAAUUUAUUUUUCAAAUGGUCAUAUGGUAAACAAUUUAGAAAAAUUGAAAUCUGUACUUUAUUUAUUGUGAAAAUGAAUAAUUAGUGACAACAAAUUUUGCAAGGAAGGGCAAAAUUGUGCGACGUCGAAAUUUUCCGUCUAGCAUUUUGACGUCCAUUUUUAUCGGUCUGAGUUUUUUUCCCACUUAUUGUCAUCAUACUCGUCCGAAUAUUUUCAAUGCUAUUAAACUGCUAAUUCACAAAAUGCGUUUCUAAUUGAUUCUGUUAAUUUUAUUUAUUUCAAAAGCCGCUUUGAAUCUGUUUCAAGGUCUUUAUGUAAACCAGUUACCGCUGUGCCGCCUUAAACCAGGGUUGGCAAAAAAGCGGGAAAUACUCAUAUUUCCCAGGACAAUGGGAAAUACUGGUAAUUCCCGGGAAUUACUGGUAUUUCCCGGGAAAUACUGGGAAAUAAAGUACAACCACAUAUUAUAUUACUUCAUACUUAGACAUUAGUCUUAAUCAAAUCUGUAAGGAUGUAGACAACAGCACACCUUGUCAGCUUUAUGACAUUUUACAAUGUUCUUUGAUUUUAACAAGUUUUGACUGGUCAGUAAUGCAUUAAUUAUCCUCUCAUGAAUACUCAAAACAUGGUUCAUUCAUACACCAUUGUUAUUUUAAUUGUUUUUAAGGCUUUAGUCAGGUAAGGUGCAUCGGUAUAGUUAUUAAAACAUGAUAUCAAA
Magallana angulata is the source of this 2853-nucleotide messenger RNA. RefSeq lists its product as uncharacterized. The record is from RefSeq and is a predicted model, not a curated record. Lineage: Eukaryota; Metazoa; Mollusca; Bivalvia; Ostreida; Ostreidae. Gene Ontology annotation, biological process: proteolysis. The transcript is spliced from 9 exons. The coding region runs from base 236 to 2029 and encodes 597 amino acids. Gene Ontology annotation, molecular function: zinc ion binding; metalloendopeptidase activity.